GUAUGAGGUAGUGACGCCUCUCUUCUCUGUGUGUAGUUGUUGCAGCUCCAGGACCUGCACCCCCUGCCGAAGAUCAUUCUCGAAUACAGACAGGUUCAUAAGAUCAAGUCCAGCUUCGUCGACGGGGUUCUGUCUUGUAUGAUGAGUAAGAACUUCAUCUCGUCCACAUGGUACCAGACCAGUGCAGUGACUGGAAGAAUCUCUGCCAAACACCCAAACUUCCAGGCCCUCCCAAGGCAGCCGGUGCAGAUCACUAAGAAGCAAUAUGUUCAAGGAAAGGAAGCGGAGGUGGUGACUGUUCACCCACGGGCCAUGUUCAUCCCCCAGGAUGGCUACACCUUCCUGGCUGCAGAUUUCUGCCAGGUGGAACUGCGUCUGCUGGCUCAUCUCUCGUCAGAUCCUGAGCUGCAGAGGAUCUUCAACAACCCACAGGCCGACGUCUUCACCAUGCUGGCCUCACAGUGGAAGGGUGUGAGUGAAGGAGAAGUGAGUUCAGAGGAUAGAGAGCAUGCCAAGCGUAUCGUCUACUCUGUGGUAUAUGGAGCAGGUAGGGAGCGUCUGUCGGGCAUCCUGGGUGUUAGUGCUGAACAGGCCAGCCACUUCCAGGACAGCUUCCUCCACACCUACAGAGAGGUCCAGACCUUCAUACACACCACCAUCCAGCAGUGCCACAAACGAGGUUACGUGGUGUCUAUUAUGGGCCGGCGAAGGACACUUCCUCACAUCCACUCUACAGACUGGGGAGUCCGCAUGCAGGCUGAGAGACAGGCCGUCAACUUUGUGGUCCAAGGGUCAGCUGCUGACCUGUGUAAGAUGGCCAUGAUCCGUAUCUUCUCUCAAGUCUCCUCCUCCAGCUCUCUCUCCGCCAGGCUGAUAGCUCAGCUCCAUGACGAGCUGCUCUACGAGGUGGAGGACUCUCAGGUGGGGGAGUUCGCAGUGUUGGUCAAGAACACUAUGGAGUCCCUGCAACACAUCGAUUGUCUGGGAGUUCAUCUCAAAGUCCCCCUGAAGGUGGCGGUCUCAAGUGGCAAGUCCUGGGGCUCCAUGUCUGAACUACACCUCCCCCAAACAUCUCUCCCCCCCUCUUCCUGAGUCCCUCUCUCCAUCUCUUACUCUAUCUCUCCCUCAUUGUGCUGCAUCUCCAUCGCUAUGGAAACCAGGCAGCUGCAGCUCCUCCAAGCUCCCAAUUCUCCUUCUCGCUCCCUCUCCCUCUCUCUAUCCAAUUUUCUUCCUCACACACACACACCCCUCUCUCUCUCUCUGCCCGUAUCAGGGGGCAACGGCAGGAGCCUCCCACUGGAACGCAUCAGUUUCUUUUUUUUCAACCUCCCUCCAUUUUGUGGAAUUGUAGUUCUCCUCUCUUCACAUUUUUCUGUUCUCACCCCUCUUCUUUAGAUUUUUGGUUUCUGUCUUCCGUUGCCAAGGCAAAACCACACUUUGAGAAAUUUGUUUGGCACUGUUGCCUUUUUAAAAGUAUUUCUCAGCUAAAGUAAAUAUACCUCAUUAGCUAGAUAACAGUCAGAGGUUUUUUUUGAAGGUUCUAUACUGUUUGAUUGUAUUUAUUAACUGAUAUCCUGUCUGAAUGUCCUAUUAUUGCAUUAAUUGUCAAGUAAAGCUGGACUCAUCAAUGUAUUUCUACAAUAAAGUGAAACGAUCUAGUCUUUGCA
Molecule: messenger RNA, 1667 nt
Organism: Oncorhynchus tshawytscha (Chinook salmon)
Lineage: Eukaryota; Metazoa; Chordata; Actinopteri; Salmoniformes; Salmonidae
Product: DNA polymerase nu-like
Exons: 13
Coding region: 139-1092 (317 amino acids)
Biological process (GO): double-strand break repair; DNA-templated DNA replication
Molecular function (GO): DNA binding; DNA-directed DNA polymerase activity
Source: RefSeq, a predicted model, not a curated record